AUGUCCUAUCCUCUAUUCUGCUACUCCUUGCGCAAGCGCCCUGUUUGGGACACCUUGGUCCCGGCGCUUCUACAAGGAGGCAACGGCGUCAGGUGGAAAGAAGCUAAACUUGAUACUCACGACGUUGCCAUCCCCAUACCGAAUCCUGGCGGCACACCUCAUAGGGUUCUACGGGCUAUUCUAUUAUUACCAUCAGAAGUUGGUAACGAGGGAAGCCGCAUCCGAAUCCGACGACUGUCCAGCUUGGAUGGUGGACAGGAUGUCGUGCUUGUCUUCUUGCUUGAGCAAGGACAUGGUCAAGCAAGCCCUAUGGCUGCCCUCAUGACACUCCAGCUAGAUCUUAUAAACGACGAGGUCGAAGUACCCGUUAUUCCUGCCAACUCGGUUCAAGACGUGCUGACUAACUUAAUGGCAUUUCAUCGUCAGAGAAGCAUUAGUGAAAGGUCCCGGAAGACAGCGAAUCCAGUUCAAACUCUGCUUCCGUAUUGCACUGACGGACAACUCCUAUCUGAACAUGCGGUCAACGUCCUAACAGACCUCACGUCCAGCUUCAGAGAUUUGGCGGAAGCGGCGUCGACUCAUGCAGGGCAGGCAAAAAUAGUCGAGUUCCUGGGAAAUGAUGCGGAAAGCAUUAUCUCGUUCUGGUCGAAGGAAUAUUUGGUUGAAUGAUAGGUCUUCGCAGGCUGGUGGCUUCUUCGGUCAAGGCCAUGAUUAUAUGCUCGGAUUGGCUAUGCUAUUCAGCGUACAAAUUGGAAUUGCUCAGAGACUUAUGAGCUGAAUGGACGCAGCGCGCUUGGAGAAACCGGCUGUGCCACAUUGACGCAAGCUUAGGUAGUCUUCCGCGCCUCAACAUGAAGCGUGUUGAGAGGUUGAUAGUAGCUCAGGGUCGACCAUUACUAUUAUUAUUACAACAAAUAAACAACUGGAGAAACAAAUAGUUGUCUCG
Messenger RNA from Daldinia caldariorum, 946 nucleotides. RefSeq lists its product as uncharacterized. Bases 1 to 669 code for a protein of 222 amino acids. The transcript is spliced from 3 exons. Lineage: Eukaryota; Fungi; Ascomycota; Sordariomycetes; Xylariales; Hypoxylaceae. The record is from RefSeq and is a predicted model, not a curated record.